ACUGAAACCCAACACACUCAGUUCACUCCACUACCACCACUGUCUCUCAUGGCCAAAUUUCACUCCAAUUUCUUUCUCUUCUUUCUUCUCAUCUCGACCAUUUCCAAAACUACCCUCUCCGAUGAUGAUAAUCAGACGGUUAAGACCUUCAUUUUUCUCGUCAACUCCGAAUCCAAACCGUCCAUUUUUCCAACACACUACCACUGGUACUCAUCGGAAUUCGCUGACCCCCUCCAAAUCCUCCACACAUACGACACCGUUUUCCACGGCUUCUCCGCUUCAGUAACUCCAAGCCACGCCUCUGUCCUCCGCCAGAACCCCUCCAUUCUCACUGUCCUCGAGGACCGCCGGCGCCAACUCCACACCACUCGCUCUCCGCAGUUCCUUGGGCUAAGGAACCAACGCGGGUUAUGGUCCGAAUCCGACUACGGAUCCGACGUCAUUAUCGGGUUAUUCGACACUGGUGUCUGGCCCGAACGUAGAAGCUUCUCGGAUGUUAAUCUCGGGCCGGUUCCAACCCGGUGGAAGGGUGUUUGUGAGACCGGAGUUAAAUUUAGUGGUAAGAACUGCAACAAGAAGUUAAUUGGAGCACGGUACUUUAUAAAAGGUCAUGAAGCCGCCGCUAGAUCAGCGGGUCCGAUCGGCGGUGGUAUUAACGAGACGGUUGAGUUUAAAUCUCCGAGAGACGCCGACGGUCACGGUACCCACACUGCUUCUACGGCGGCCGGAAGGCAUGCAUUCCGUGCGAGUAUGGCUGGUUAUGCGGCGGGUAUUGCCAAAGGUGUGGCUCCGAAGGCGAGACUAGCGGUUUAUAAAGUGUGUUGGAAGAAUUCGGGUUGUUUUGAUUCGGAUAUUUUAGCGGCUUUUGAUGCGGCGGUUAGUGACGGAGUUGAUGUUAUUUCUAUCUCAAUCGGCGGCGGCGAUGGAAUUUCGUCGCCUUAUUAUCUUGAUCCUAUUGCUAUUGGCUCUUACGGUGCUGCUUCUAGAGGUAUUUUUGUUUCUUCUUCGGCUGGUAAUGAUGGGCCUAAUUUAAUGUCUGUGACGAACCUCGCGCCUUGGAUUGUUACGGUGGGAGCAGGUACAAUUGAUCGGAACUUCCCUGCUGAUGUUGUAAUUGGUAGCGGGAGGAGAUUAUCCGGUGUUUCGCUUUACUCUGGUUUUCCGUUGAAUGGCAAAAUGUAUCCGCUGGUUUAUCCUGGAAAAUCAGGGAUGCUUUCGGCUUCUUUAUGUAUGGAAAACUCGCUUGAUCCUGCGAUGGUUAAGGGUAAAAUUGUCAUUUGUGAUCGUGGUAGUAGCGCUAGAGUUGCUAAAGGCGUCGUAGUUAAGAAAGCCGGUGGUGUCGGUAUGAUUCUUGCUAAUGGUAUUUCUAACGGUGAAGGUCUCGUGGGCGACGCUCAUUUGAUUCCGGCUUGUGCUGUUGGUUCGGAUGAAGGUGACGCUGUUAAAGCUUAUGUUUCCAACACUGCUAAUCCUACUGCAACUAUUGAUUUUAAAGGAACUGUUAUUGGUAUUAAACCGGCUCCUGUUGUCGCUUCGUUUUCGGGUAGAGGACCGAACGGAUUGAAUCCGGAGAUUCUUAAGCCGGAUUUGAUUGCUCCUGGUGUUAACAUUCUUGCUGCCUGGACUGAUGCUGUUGGUCCAACGGGUCUUGAUUCGGAUUCAAGAAGAACUGAGUUCAACAUUUUGUCCGGAACUUCAAUGGCGUGUCCUCAUGUAAGUGGGGCAGCAGCCUUGCUUAAAUCAGCUCACCCGGAUUGGAGCGCUGCUGCUAUUAGAUCAGCGAUGAUGACAACGGCUAAUACAGUUAAUAAUCUUAACCGUUCGAUGACGGAUGAGGCUACGGGAAAAGCAUCGACACCUUAUGAUUUCGGCGCAGGACAUCUCAAUCUUGAUCGCGCAAUGGAUCCGGGUCUUGUCUAUGAUAUAUCCAACAUUGAUUACAUCAACUUCAUGUGCGGAAUUGGAUACAGCGCGAAUUCAAUUCAGGUGAUAACUAGAACGCCCGUCCAUUGUCCCGCGAAGAGGUCAUUGCCUGGUAACCUGAACUAUCCAUCAAUCUCUGCGUUAUUCCCAACAUCAGCAAAGGGAGUAACGAGCAGAGCAUUCAUUAGAACCGCGACGAAUGUCGGUCCUGUGAAUACAAUUUACCGGGCUAGAAUUGAAGCUCCGAAAGGGGUGACAGUGACGAUAAAACCACCGAAACUGGUGUUCAAUGAAGCAGUGAAGAAGAGAAGCUUUAUCGUAACAGUUACAGCAGAUACCCGGAGUCUAAUGCUGGAUGAUUCGGGCGCUGUAUUCGGGUCAAUAUCAUGGUCAGAUGGUAAGCAUGUGGUGAGGAGUCCCAUUAUCGUGACUCAAAUAGAUCCGUUGUAAAAUCUCGAAGUUUGAAACGUCGAUCAAUGUGUCGUUUUGAUCGAUGAACAGAGUGGGGGUAGUAGGUGGUUGAAGAAUAGAUAUAAUAUAGUGGUUGUAGUAUAACAAGUGUAGCACUGUGCUAGACAUAGUUUGGUUUUUUCGUCUUUUUUAUUGGGAUGCGGUAUUAUGCUGGGUUGGACCAUGAAGAACAAGUGGUUUUUCUUGGCUGGUUUUGUUUGUUUAUUUGUUUGCUAUUAUGGUAUCCAAUGUUGUAUGUAUAAAAACUCUCUUAAGUUUAUAUACCCACAAUAGAAUUUUCAGAUAA
Molecule: messenger RNA, 2680 nt
Organism: Mercurialis annua (annual mercury)
Lineage: Eukaryota; Viridiplantae; Streptophyta; Magnoliopsida; Malpighiales; Euphorbiaceae
Product: subtilisin-like protease SBT1.6
Exons: 1
Coding region: 49-2373 (774 amino acids)
Biological process (GO): proteolysis
Molecular function (GO): serine-type endopeptidase activity
Source: RefSeq, a predicted model, not a curated record